Molecule: messenger RNA, 1125 nt
Organism: Anopheles bellator
Lineage: Eukaryota; Metazoa; Arthropoda; Insecta; Diptera; Culicidae
Product: odorant receptor Or2-like
Exons: 6
Coding region: 1-1125 (374 amino acids)
Biological process (GO): sensory perception of smell; detection of chemical stimulus involved in sensory perception of smell
Cellular component (GO): plasma membrane
Molecular function (GO): olfactory receptor activity; odorant binding
Source: RefSeq, a predicted model, not a curated record
AUGGAUAUUCUGGACUGUCCGCUGUUAUCGGUGAACGUGCGCGUUUGGCGCUUCUGGUCGUUUGUCCUCAUCCACAACUGGCGGCGGUACAUCAGCAUCAUCCCCGUGACCAUCCUGAACGUGUUCAUGUUUGCCGACCUCUACCGGGCGUGGGGGAACAUCGAAGAGGUCAUCAUCAAUGCCUACUUUGCGGUGCUCUACUUUAAUGCCGUGCUGCGUACCCUCAUUCUGGUGUAUAAUCGGCAGAAGUACGAACUCUUUCUCGAUGGUGCCGCCAACGUCUACAAACAGAUUCGUGACAUCGAUGAUCCAGUGAUAGCGAAGCUCAUCACGGUUUACACGCGUCGAGCACGGGUCCUGUCCAUUUCCAAUCUCGCCCUGGGCGCCUUCAUCAGCGGGUGUUUCGUCGUGUAUCCGCUCUUCACCGGGCAGCGUAGUCUGCCGUAUGGCAUGUUCAUUCCGGGCGUCAACAAUUUCGACUCUCCGCAGUAUGAAAUCUUCUACAUUACCCAGCUGGUGCUUACUUUUCCUGGCUGUUGCAUGUACAUCCCGUUCACUAGUUUCUACGCGACCUGUACCCUGUUUGGCUUGGUACAGAUCAAAACCCUACAGCACCAAUUGCGUACGUUUCGGGCAGAGAAAAUCUCAAAAGCCACACCGAGACUCGAUCGGCAGCUGGAAAAGUUCAUCGAAGAUCACAAGCGGAUAAUUCGUUUUAUUCAAGAUCUAAACGGCCUGGUGACGUACAUCUGUCUGAUAGAGCUUCUGUCCUUUGGGUUGAUGCUUUGUGCCCUUCUUUUCCUGCUCAAUAUUAUUAGUGUGAUGGCGCAAAUUGUGAUCGUUGGCGCCUACAUCUUCAUGAUCCUGUCACAAAUAUUCGCCUUCUACUGGCACUCGAACGAGGUGCGUGAGGAGAGCAUGGGAAUUGCCGAGGCGGCCUACAGUGGACCGUGGCUCGAGGUGGAUAAUUCGAUCAAGAAAAAGCUCCUGCUGAUCACACUGCGCGCCCAGCGACCACUCGAGCUCACGAUUGGAAACGUUUACCCGAUGACUUUGGAGAUGUUUCAAUCGCUGCUAAACGCGUCCUAUUCGUACUUCACGCUGCUCAGGAGGGUCUAUAAUUGA